Cannabis sativa is the source of this 1275-nucleotide messenger RNA. Its product is annotated as gamma-glutamyl peptidase 3. Lineage: Eukaryota; Viridiplantae; Streptophyta; Magnoliopsida; Rosales; Cannabaceae. The transcript is spliced from 3 exons. Bases 293 to 1090 code for a protein of 265 amino acids. The record is from RefSeq and is a predicted model, not a curated record. Gene Ontology annotation, cellular component: cytosol.
UCCAAGCUGGACUCAGUUAUAUCCAUUGACAUAGAAGUUUCCAUCCAAACCCUCUACAUAAAAACUUACUCUUUCAUCAUCAUCAUCUUCAUCUUCAUCUUCAUCUUCAUGUAUAUAUAUAGACCAUUGUUUGAUUAAUCAUUUCACACUUCAAAUUCUACCAUUAGACAAAAGACUUUGAUUUGAGAAAGUUAAUCAAGGCUGCUAAUUAAGCACCUAUUUUAGUUAUUAUUAUAUAUUUCUUCUGGGCAUUUUGGUUGCAUUGGAAAUAUAAACAAUAAUAGAUUAAGAGAUGAAGAAAGUUGAUGAACAAAGAGAUGAUAUUAAUCAUGAGAAAAGAUUUGGUCUUCUUCUAGCAACAAAGGACUCAGAGUACGUGAAAAACAUGUAUGGAGGUUACUUGAAUGUGUUCAUGGCAGCUUUUGGAGAAGAAGGAGAGAGAUGGGACUUGUUUAGGGUUGUUGAAGGAGAAUUUCCUGAAUUGGAAGAGUUGGCUAAAUAUGAUGGCUUUGUGGUUAGUGGUAGUCCCUAUGAUGCUUAUGGCAAUCAGCCUUGGAUUAUCAAACUUUGCUCUCUCUUGCACACUUUGGAUUCCAUGGGCAAGAAAGUCCUUGGUAUUUGCUUUGGUCAUCAGGUGAUAUGCAGGGCACUGGGAGGGAAAGUAGGGAAAGCUGAUAGUGGGUGGGAUUUGGGGAUAAGGAAGGUGAAGAUAACAAAAGAUUUGGUGCCAUUAAUAAGUAGAUAUGUAAAAGAAUUGGAAAUGGAAUUGGAAUUGGAUGAUAUCCCAGCUUCUCUUUCCAUUGUAGAAUGCCACCAAGAUGAGGUUUGGGAGGUUCCUUUGGGUGCAAAUGUUAUAGCAUAUUCAGACAAAACUGGGGUGGAGAUGUUCACCAUUGAAGACCAUAUUCUUGGUAUUCAAGGUCACCCUGAAUACACCAAAGACAUUCUCAAUAACAUCAUUGAUCGCCUUCUCAACAAUCACUCCAUUGAGAGAGGUUUGGCUGAAGAUGCAAAGUUUAAGUUGCAAAUAGGUGAGCCAGAUAGGAAGUGCUGGGAAAAGAUCUGCAGAAAUUUCCUCAAAGGAACAUAAAAUUCACCUCAUUUUCUCUCUGCUUACUUUUAUUGGUUAUUUUUCAUCAUUAAUUCUCUAACUUGACAAACAUAAUAUGGUCAGCAUUGAGAAAGAGAUGGUAACAAACAGACAAACACUUUAACUUCUGUUGAUUCCUCAAGGCUAAUGCCAUACAAGAAAAUCUAAAACAUUUAUUCCUUAUG